GGGGCUGUGGGAUGGGACGAGGGUGGUGAUGUCAUGUCAUGUCAUGUCACUGUGCGUGUGUCCCCAGCAUCGGGAGGGGCGCGGAAGGGGUUGGGGUCAGGCGGGAUCCCUCCCCUGGGGGCGGCAGCGACCCCCCCCCCUUGGGGUAUCCUGGCGUCACCCCAGUUCUCUCCCUACCCCCCCCCCGCUCCCCCCGGCAGGAUCCUCCCAUCUAGGUGACGGCGGCAAUGGACGCGGGGGGGGUGUCGGCUUCCCGAAACCCCCCUGACCCCCCGGAUCCUCGGGUCGUCCCUCUGCUCGAGGGUCCCCCCACAGCCCAUCCCGGCCCGACCCAGCCACACCGGAAACCCCCCAGGCCCCCUGUGAGGGGACCAAGCCCCCUGAAGGAGCUGAUGAGGACAGGGAGGGCCGGGCUGCACCCCACUAUCUGCGGGGAGUGUGGGAAAGGCUUCAGCCGGAGCUCGGACCUGGUGCGGCACCGCAUCACCCACACUGGGGAGCGACCGUUCACCUGCGGCGCCUGCGGGAAGAGCUUCAGCCAGAAUUCCAACCUGGCCACGCACCAGCGCAUCCACACCGGGGAGAAGCCGUUCGGCUGCCAGGACUGCGGGAAGCGCUUCGGGGAGAGCUCGGCGCUGGUGCAGCACCGGCGGACGCACACCGGGGAGCGGCCCUACAGGUGUGGGGAGUGUGGGAAGAGCUUCAGCGUCAGCUCCAACCUGCGGCGGCACCACCGCACCCACGGCCGAGAGCCGCCCCACCUCUGCCCUGAGUGCGGGGACACUUUCUGGAACCCUGGCCAGCUCCGGAGGCACCGCAGGGAGCACGUGGUGUGAGGGGGAGGAGGGGCGGGCAUGGAGACAGGGACACCUGGGUGGGGAUCGGGACAGCUGGGUAGGGGUGGGACACAUGGAUGGGGAUGGGGACACCAGGAUGAGGAUGGGGGGGAUGGGAUGGGGAUGGGGACAAGGACACCGUGGUUGGGGCACAAGGAUGGAGAUGUGCUGGUUUGGCACAGCGUGGUUUUUGGUAGUGGGGAGUGGCAGGGGUGGCACAGGAGUGACUUGGAGCCAGCCUCUGAUGGCUCUGAAAAUAGACAUGCUGUUGGCCCAAUUAGAGAGGGUGGUAAUGCCUCUGAUGAAAUAUUUAAGAAGAAAAUCAAAAUGGUUUGCUCAGCUGUUUUCCAGGGGUGGCCAAGUGCCGCUACCGGGGCCAUCCCAGCACAGGCUGCAGCAAUCUUGGGAGGCCUUGCCUGCCAGGCUGCCCUGGGCCAGCUGCACCACAGGUGAAAAGGGCAGGGAGGGUGGACAGUGGUGGCUGUUUUCCCAUCCCAGCACCCUGCACAAGGAGUGGUGUAAGAUGGCACUGCCCGUGCCUGGCCAGCUGCAGAAAUCAGCUGCAGAAACGUGACGAGCGAUUCCCCAACACGAAAUCUAGGCAAAGUCAACCUAGAGCUGCAGGAUCCUGCAGGGAUGUUUGAAUUGGUGGAACUUGUUGACAGUGGUACAUACAAGCAUCAGUUUUUCUUCUAGUUAGAGAAGAGAAGGAAAUGAGAUCAUGUGAAGGGAAACAACAUGGAAACACUGAGGUCAGUGGAGAAGAAAGAGGGGGAGGAAGUGCUCCAAGCGCCGGAGCCGAGAUUCCUCUGCAGGCCAUGGUGAUGACUGUGGUGAAACCAACUGUCCUCCUGUGAUGCACAAAGUCCAUGGGGGAUGCAGAGUUCCAUUAGCAGCUCCUGCCAGAGCAGGUGGAUGCCAGAGAAAGCUGUGAUCCAGUGGGAGACCUGAAUAGAGAGAGAGGGCCCCUGCUUCCAAACUAGAGCGGCCUAUCCUUAGAGGACUGCACCCCGUGGACGAGUAACCCAUGCCACAACAGUUUUGGGAUGACUGUUUGUCCGUGGGAGGGACCCGACUGCAUAGCCGAAAAAAGACUCCUGUCCCUGUGCAAACAGAAGAUCUCGAGUGACAAACUGACCAAAAUCCCCAUGCCCUGUCUCUCUGCACUGUUGGUGGGAAGGAGGGAGGGGCUGUGGGGGGAAAAGGGUAUUUUAAGGGCUUAUUGUACUUCUCUUCAUCGCCCUCUGACUCUAUAAAUAAUAAAUUUACUUUAUGCCUUUACAGUUG
Molecule: messenger RNA, 2123 nt
Organism: Oenanthe melanoleuca
Lineage: Eukaryota; Metazoa; Chordata; Aves; Passeriformes; Muscicapidae
Product: zinc finger protein 853-like
Exons: 2
Coding region: 228-836 (202 amino acids)
Source: RefSeq, a predicted model, not a curated record